AUGACCCCGCGGGGCACGGCGUGCAGCGUGGAUGGUGGAGGCACCGGCGGUUGCGGCGGAGGGGAAGGCGCCGGCGGAGUCGCUGGCGUCGCCUGCGGCGGAGUAGAUGGCGCCGGCGGGUCCACAGGCGGUACUGGUGUGGGAGGCGCCGGCAUGGGAGGCGUCGAUGUCGGGGGUGAUGCAGGGGCAGGCAUCCUUGUCGUUGUGGCCGCAGUGGGUGCCGGUGAGGAUGCGUACAUGGAGUCGAGCUUGGCGAAGAUCUCGGCGACGAUGGAAGAUGCAGUCGCAGGCCGUGCUGAUGUUGGUUCGGCGGCCGGUGCAAACUUGCGGUUGAUGGCGGCAACAAAUCCUGCCCACGAAGCCCAGGAGUACCACUGA
Molecule: messenger RNA, 378 nt
Organism: Panicum virgatum (switchgrass)
Lineage: Eukaryota; Viridiplantae; Streptophyta; Magnoliopsida; Poales; Poaceae
Exons: 1
Coding region: 1-378 (125 amino acids)
Source: RefSeq, a predicted model, not a curated record